AUGACAGACACCCAGCACGGGUUGCUACGGCUCGUGCGAGAUCUGCAGGCGAAGGAGACGCUGUGUUGCGCCGACGGUGUGUCUCUCGAGCAGCUAAACCGUCACGUGAUGACGCACGGUCCGUUGGUGCAUCCCGUUCUUGGCGACCUCCCUGGCUUCUUCGUCGAUGAUGGCCGCUUUAUUCCAUUUCGGAUGGCCGUCCCCGGUCGCUCCGUGAUCAGACCGCAAAUUAUCACUUUACUUAUCCAGUGGGUCAAGUGGGGUGUCCACGGUGGAAGAGUGAGCGCGCAAGGCAAAUAUUUUCUGGACGGCACGCUGCUCCGGGCCCCCGAUGUGGCCUACACACCUCGCCCAGACACUAGACAAGCAACAGAUUCACCUGAGUGGACUCUUGGUGGGGCUCCUUUUGCUCCGACUUUCGUGGUGGAAAUCGACACCCUCGCUGGGCCGCAUUCAGGGCUCGAGGCCCUUGACGACAAGCUGCGACGUGAGUAUUUCCCUAAUGGCGUUCAAUUGGGGUGGCUCAUUGAUCCCGCGAACAAAAUCAUGUACGAGUACAAGCGUGAUGCCCAAGGAAAUAAUGGACUCGUUCGACGCGUUGACGAUGAAACUUGGAGAGAUCUCGAUGGGGGCACCGUUUUGCCAGGAUUUCAACUACAAGCAGUACUUCUGGAUAUGGUGUUGAGCCCCCAGGUGUCUGGCUCGUCAUCGGAAGAGGAGGAAGAAGAGGACCUGGUGUGCCCCUAUUCAAACUGCAGAGAGCGCUUCAGAACUUCUACUCCAAUCGCUGCCCAUAUUGCGAGGCACCAACACGAGAAAGCCCUAGCGAAGUAUCUGGCGCAGUAA
Molecule: messenger RNA, 846 nt
Organism: Phytophthora sojae
Lineage: Eukaryota; Oomycota; Peronosporomycetes; Peronosporales; Peronosporaceae
Exons: 1
Coding region: 1-846 (281 amino acids)
Source: RefSeq, a predicted model, not a curated record